AUGCGAGAUCUUAUAAUCAAGCCUGUCAUCUUACAACCCAGCAUCAGUUUUUCGAAGAUCUCAUCGACCAUAAUGAAGUUCACCGACCUCUCGCCCCAGGAGGUGCUGGAUCUCGGCAAACCUUUGCAUGAGUUGGAAGAGCUAGUGAAAGGGAGAGAACACCCGCAGUUCGAUUUCUCAGACGCUUCCAAGACGCUCGCUCUCAUGAGACACAUGGUCUCUCAGGAAGAACAAGCAGACGAAGUGGACCCGACGAUAACAGAGAUUACGAUCAAUGUCGAAAGUCGGGAUGGAGUACUUUUGCCGCUGAAGACCUUUCGAAGGGCGAAAGGCGACCAAAAGACAGCUGCCGAGCGUUCGGUAUCGCCGCUGAUCGUUCUAUACUUCCCAGGUGGAUUCAUCUUUGGCAGUCCGACUUUGAUGGCAGGUCUUGCUCGACUCCUGGUAAAGAAGUUUAACGCAGUGGUUGUGGCUCCAACAUACAGGCUUGCCCCUGAGCACCCUUUUCCAACGUGGUACAAUGACGGCUGGGACGUCUUUCAAUGGAUCGCUCAGAACGCCUCAGGGUCACUUCGGGCAAACCCAGGCAAAGGCUUCGUCGUUGGCGGUAUCUCGUCUGGAGCCAACGUUGCCAAUGUCGUUGCACACUUGGCGCGAGAUAACAGUCUGCACCCAUCGCUGACAGGCGUCUGGCUCAGCUGCGGUGGUAUGCGGCUAGCUUCGCAGUACACCGAUCGUUUGCCUCCAAAGUACCGCGAGAGAUACCUAAGCCGGACGCAAGAAGAAUGCGUGAACAGCGGAGUCUCCUCAGAAGCAAUGUCAAGAUUUGUCAGACGCCGGUGUAACGAAGACCCAGAAUCUGUCUUCUUCGCGCCCUUGAUCUGGUCCAGUGGCCCUUCAUAUGGUCAUGCUGGGUAUCCAAGGACUUACUUUCAAGUCUGUGGCAUGGAUCCUCCACGGGACGAAGCAUUGAUCUUUGACGACAUGCUCAAAGAGGCUGGGGUAGAGACCAGGCUGGAUAUGUAUGCUGGUCUUCCACACGUUUUCUGGCAUUCGUUUAAGCAGUUAGACCAGUCAAAGAAGUGGAUUCAGGACACUUUGGAUGGGUUUGCCUGGCUGCUGGAUGGAGAGUAA
Zasmidium cellare ATCC 36951 is the source of this 1134-nucleotide messenger RNA. RefSeq lists its product as uncharacterized. Bases 1 to 1134 code for a protein of 377 amino acids. The transcript is spliced from 2 exons. The record is from RefSeq and is a predicted model, not a curated record. Gene Ontology annotation, molecular function: hydrolase activity. Lineage: Eukaryota; Fungi; Ascomycota; Dothideomycetes; Mycosphaerellales; Mycosphaerellaceae.